AUGGCCAUUUCCAUGACAAUCUUGCGGAACACAUCCACUGGAUUUUUGGGACUUUGCUUGGGGAAUCAAGUUUGGGCUGCACUGCUGUGGCCAUUGAGACAGGUUCAUGGCCCAUGUCGUCCGGACAGGCUCUACUUCUGUUUGGACGCAGACGAUGACACUGCAGCUGCUGAGUUUCAUUUUUUUGAACAGCCGGAGUCCUGGGAAGUGGUCAUGAAUUACGAGUUACUAUUUCAUGACUCACAAGUCAUCCUGGAUUGCCCGUUGCACGAGUCAGAGUCGCUACUCAAGUUUUUUUUGCGUGAACCGUCUCGAAUCAAACAACUUUCCCGGACUGAUUUGGAGACGAUCAGUGAAAAGUUUUUCAUGCCUCCGUGUCAUGGCGACCGUGAUCAACUUCGACAGUUACCACAGAAAGAUUUGUUGGCAAGUGUCAUUGACUUCGCCUCAAAUGGUGAUGCCGAUUACAUUGAGCAAGUGCAUGAGUCACUGAAGCAGAAUAAAUCAUCUGCCGCUGCGAAGGCCCAGGAUGACGAGAAUGAGUUUGGUGGAGCAUUGGACGAACUGGUGUUGCUGGACCUCCCAGCUGAAGAGCGUCGAGAUUUCGAUGAGGUGGCAAAAGCCAUUGAGAAAAAGGUCAAAGCUGACUGGAACUUGAUGAUUGUUGCAAAGGAGGCCAAGGGGAAAGCGAAAGCAAAGGCAAAAGCCAAGUCAAAAGCCAAAGCCAAGGCAAAGGCCAAGGCAAAAUCCAUGGCAAAACCUGUCCGGCAAGCUGCCAGAGGAGUCUUCAAUUCCCGAAAACGAAGGCGGCAAGCCAUUGCUCCAAUCGAAGAUGCGGCCAGAGUCAAAGAGCCUGAACCUACUAUUGGUGGCGAUGAGCGAGUGCAUGGGCAUGAUGAUGCUGCUGCUAGUGGUGAUGCCAGUGACCAUCGCCGUCCAGAGGACAAGUCUGCUGAUGAUUUUGAAGUGCCCCCGGAUGACACUGCCAUGGACGCAGGUCUGCAGACGCUUCCGCCGUCACCAGUGCCAGUGCCAAAGUUGCGAGAGUGGAAGUGGAGAAGCCCAGCCAAGAAACAAGCUACUCUUGCUGCGUCAUCAUCAUCAUGCUCUCGUCCUACUGAGCCAAUUGAAGAAGUGCACACUGACACAGUCAUUGUCGCAAUCGAAUCGGAAACUGAUUCAGUUCCAGCAGAAGCUGUUGAAAACCCGAUGGUACCUGCAUCUGAGCUUGCCAAUCCAGUGCCACUCCAGCCUGCAGUACCUGAUUUGGAACCUCCUGCUGAAGUCGCUGCAGCAGCGGCGGGCGUGGAUCUUGUAGUGCCCAAGGCCAAGGCAGCGCCCAAGGCUGCAGCAGAACGACCUUGGCCUUGCCAUACGCGAAAUUCCAUCAACCAAUGGACUGACGUCCCGUGUCGUCGGUGUAAUGUUGCCAUUGCAGGCCAGAUCAAAUUUGACGAACGGCCAGGACAGCGGGAUAAGCCCACCUGGUUCAUGAGAGUUCGCGAUGAUGACAAUUCAUUGAAUCAAUCCAGUGGCCCGUACUUCUCGCGAAGACUUGCUCAUAUUGUUGGGGACACUGACACCUUUGCCAUGGACUGGAUCGAGCAGUAUAAAAAAUGCUGUGGAAGCAAACGGACCCGUCUUUGA
Cladocopium goreaui is the source of this 1647-nucleotide messenger RNA. NCBI's taxonomy places the organism in Eukaryota, Dinophyceae, Suessiales, Symbiodiniaceae. The record is from the annotation of a GenBank genome assembly.